AUGGGCGAGAGACACGAUGCAGUCAACACUCGUGACGGCGGGCCAUCCCACGGCGUCAUGAUCAUGGGCGGGUCAUCAGCCCGUGCACUGGGGGUGGGACGGGGAGGGGAAGCGAGAGACGCUUUCGUGAAGGCGAGGGACGAGGAGCUGUGGCACGUGGCGGCUGGGUCGCUGGCCCUGGUGCCUGCUGUGGGGUCGCUCGCUGUGUACUUCCCUCAGGGACACAUCGAGCAGCAAGUGCUGCUCCAACAGAGGGCGCAAGGCCGGGCGUUGCACGGUGAGGCGCUGGAGGAUUUGAGUGCGCACCUCGCUGCUCUGCCUGCCGACACGCCCCUCCCUCCCAGCCACAUCUUCUGCCGCGUCACUGCCGCCACCCUACAGUCUGAGGCGGCUACUUCUCAAGCGGCCAUCACAGCCGGAACACGGGAAGCAGCAGCAGCAGCAGGGGGGAGAGGGAGAGCAGACGGGGGUGGGGAGGAGGGUGGUGCGGGAGCUGCAGGGCUGAUGUGGGGGCGGGAGGAGCAGGCGGUGAUGUUCUGCAAGACGCUCACAGCCAGUGACACCUCCACCCAUGGCGGCCUCUCCGUGCCUCGCAAGGCCGCUGACACCUGCCUCCCUCAGCUGGACAUGACGCAGGACAUCCCCUCGCAGAGGCUGAGAGUCGUUGAUAUCUACGGCAACAGCUGGAUCUUCCGCCACGUGUACAGAGGCUCGCCCAAGCGGCACCUCCUCACGACGGGGUGGAGCACGUUUGUGUCCAGCCGAGGGCUCGUGGCGGGCGACAGGGUUCUGUUCGUGCGGGGCCAGGACGGUUACCUCAAGGUCAGUGUCAGACGGAAGACUGUGCCACCUGUCGCCACGCCAUUGGCCUAUGGAAUGUUCGCGAACGGCACGGGAGGCAGCAGCAUGGGGCCAGGGGGGAUGGAUGUGGAGGGAACGGUGCGCAUGGCCACAAUGGGCUAUGAGCGCCGGUGCCCCUUCACUGUUGUGUUCCACCCUCGGCUGCCGGGCUGUGCGCCCUUCCUCAUCCCGCUCUCCGCCUUCUGCCUCUCUCUCCUGCGCAAGCAGCACCUGCGCUCGGGGUCAGAGCUCCGAGCGCCCUUUGAGGCUGAAGACUUCACCAUGAGGAGACCUCUCAUGGCCAAUUCGUUCCCUUCCCCUGCCCCCCCCGUGCCUUCGUUCCACCCACCAAUGCCACCGGGGCUGAAGGCUGCGAGGCAUAGUGGCAGGAGUGGGGAGCACCUCCUCUGUGUGGCCGCUCUCACAGUGGCGCUCAGUCAAGGUCAGUCAACGCUGGUCAUGGUGCUUGUUCGCAAGCGUAAUCCCACACACUUCCUAUCUGCAUCCUGUCCAACACCUCUCCCAUCUGCUCCUCCUCCCUCUCCUUGCACCUCUACCACUCGCCUGCAUUGCUGCUGCACCCCGCCUGUACCUUCCAGCAGCGAGCAUCAAGUGCCUCUCUGCUCUCCUGUCCUCCUUCCUUCACCUCCUUCAUCCUCCUUCUACCCUUUUCCUCCCCACUCCUUUCCACGCUCUCCUCUCUCAUUCCACCCUCUCCUCUCUCUUUGUUCCAUCUCCCUCACCCAUUCCUCCUUGUAUCCUCCCCCAACGCCUCCCUCCCAUCCGCCAGGUGUCGUGGUCGGAUUCAGACCCAUCGCUCUGCAAGCCCGCUUCCAUCUCCCCGUGGGACAUCUCCCCGCCCCGAGAAGUCCCUCCCUCCUCCUCCCUCCCCCUCCCCUCCUCCCUUCAAACCUCGGCCUCCACCACCAGCCUCGACCCCUUCACUUCCCACCACCACCGCACUCCACACUUCCACACUCCCUCCUCCUUCCCUGCCCCCCCCUCCCUGCCGUUUUGCUCCCCACCUUCCAUCCGCAGCAACCACUUUCAGUCUUCACAAGAACAUGA
Messenger RNA from Closterium sp. Naga37s-1, 1908 nucleotides. The record is from the annotation of a GenBank genome assembly. NCBI's taxonomy places the organism in Eukaryota, Viridiplantae, Streptophyta, Zygnematophyceae, Desmidiales, Closteriaceae.